Messenger RNA from Rhagoletis zephyria (snowberry fruit fly), 423 nucleotides. RefSeq names its product glycine-rich cell wall structural protein 1.8-like. The record is from RefSeq and is a predicted model, not a curated record. Lineage: Eukaryota; Metazoa; Arthropoda; Insecta; Diptera; Tephritidae.
AUGGGCGGUGGCGUUGGUGGUGGCGGCGGCGGCGGCAGUACAAUUGGCGGUGGCAGCAUGCUGGGCGGACACGGUACUCUGAUGAGCACAGCGGGUAUGAGCAAUAGUACGGUUGGCGGCGGUGUUGGUGUUGGUGUUGGGGCUCCUCCUGGCAGUAUGUUGCACGGUGGCGGUGGCGGUGGCAUCGGCGUCGGAACGCCUGGUAAUAUGAGUAUGCCUGGCGUUUAUGGCAAUGGCAAUGGCGGCGGUGGUGUUGGCGGUCCAAUGGGACCAGGUGGAGGCAAUGGCGGUGGUGGGAAUGGCCCAAGUACGGCACCCGGUUCGGUGAUCGAUUCACGCGCGGUGUCCGUGGUCGUUACGUUGCCCGGUGGGCCGGGCGCGCAACACCCCGGGCAGGCGCUGAGCGACUACGGUCCUAUAUAG